AUGGAACGCGGGAUCAGACCGAGUACUUUCAACCACUACUUCAACGCAAAUCUCCAGAAGAAGCGCAACGAUCGCUUGUUGAAGAAUUUGAAGUCGCUAUCGGAAAAGGUCACGUACAAUUCAGGCAAGAGCAGCGAAUAUAGCGUGGACUACAUCGCCGUCAGCAAGCUCAAGGGCCAUGCUGCUGACAAAGACAAUGCGCAGCAGGUCCGCGAAGAUAUUCUUGAUACUUUAACGAGCUACUAUAAGGUUUCACGCAAGAGGUUCGUUGAUGCGAUUUGUCAACAAGUCGUUAAUCAUUUCCUCUUGGAAGGCGACCAGGGUCCAUUGAAAAUUUUGGGGCCCGACCUCAUUAACAGUUUGGAGCCCCAGGAACUUGAGUUCAUUGCCGUGAGGCUUAUCAUUACAAGCCUGUUCCUGCUCUCGACCGCCUGUAGUCAGGGUCUGAAGACUCGCGCCUUUGUCGUCGAGUCCGCAUAUCUUCCAUAUGGUGCGCAGGAACUCUACACUGAUGAUGAGGAAAUGAUCUCGUGGGUGCCCUGUCGCUUGCCUUAUGACCCCCUACCGCCACACGUCUGUCAAAGCAUGGUCUCAUUCUCGAUGUCCAUGCGACAACCAAGGUGCUCCAUUGCCUACCGCUUCGUGAUACUCUGGCUCUGUGUGAAACAUGUGCGGAGGUUCACCGAGGCACUCGUCCUUUCUGAACAGGAUAGUCAAGAUAUCUCACCUGCAGCCAGUGGUCUGCGGCGGCGCCGGGCCUCAUUUACUGACGCCGAUGGAAAUCAUGCGUACAGGAGAAUCCGGGUUGAUGAGCAAUCGUACAACCAAGGGUCUUCAGCAAUUACUAUAGCUCAACAAAGUCGGCCGACGCACGACCGGGUUGGUGACGAAGCCUUUCGGAAGCAGGUCCUUCAUCAGCUCGAAAUAAAGAGACGACAAGCAGUCUCGAGCUCUCGAGGGGAGAUGAGAGACGAUCAGGUCUACAAUAUAUUGCUGGAGAGAGGUUCGAGGUCCACCUUCCUGGAGUUCCUGUCUUCACGCAAGAUUUCGAUCGGCUGGUGGCUGUCCAGACAUCAUCCCUUGGUACAUACGGCCCUCUGUUUCAAUACAAAUCUCUGCACAAAUCUCCGCGAGAGGUGGGAGAGCGCUUCCUACGCGCUCAGCCUACCGCCGACCCUUGGAGCCUUUCUCGACGUCCGGAGCCCGCUUCCACCAUCGAUCCUGCCGUCUUUUCUGGAUGGUGACAACUGUCAGUUGCUGUCGCGAAUGCGUGACGCGGUCCAGGCAGUAGCUGAGGCAGAGGGACCGACCCGACCCGGGCAGGUGUGGAGAGAAACUUCAGAAUGGGUUCUCCUCUCCGAGGGUGGACACAAUACGGUACCUCACAUAGACAGCCACGGUUUUUCGACCUGGAUUACAGCUCAAGAGGGCUGCAUCGGCUUUGGAUGGAUGUCACGUCCGACCCGCGGGGAGUAUCGUGAUUGGAUGCUUAACCCCACUGCACCCCACAGAGACAGCCGUUGGAGGUAUGUUGUACUCCGCCCAGGCUGGACAGUCUUUUCCCCCUCAGGCACAAUUCACUUUCUUUUCCGACCCGAAGGCGUUCAGACACUUGCACUAGGCGGCCACAUCCUACAGUGGACAGGCAUUAGUUUAUGGCUGGAUGUUGUGGGCGAGCAGUUGAAAUACGCGGGCGCUACAGGUGAAGAUGUGGGGCAAUAUGCAAAGAGUAUCUCCGUUGUUAUGUAUCUUGUACUCAAAAAGGUCAAGAGCGGUGGGCCGGACGAGCUUGGUGGUAAGGAAGAAUUACAGAAGAUCCGCAACCAUAUGACUGCAAUCCGGACGUCUACGGCCGGCCUCGGCAUUCCUUCGCGGAUCGAGGAAGAGCUUAUGAGACUGUUAUCAGGCUCUGUACACUUCGAUCAAGACGCUGAGCAUGCCUAG
Molecule: messenger RNA, 1944 nt
Organism: Diaporthe amygdali
Lineage: Eukaryota; Fungi; Ascomycota; Sordariomycetes; Diaporthales; Diaporthaceae
Exons: 7
Coding region: 1-1944 (647 amino acids)
Source: RefSeq, a predicted model, not a curated record